CUCCUUUCUAACUCCAGAAUAUAUAUAAGCAUUACAUUUGAAAAGAAACUUAACUAACUAUACUGGUAUGGUCUCUAUUACUAUUGUUCUUCUGGUUCUGGCAGGGAGUUUCCUACAGUUGAAUGCUGAAAAUUGCAGAUCGCACAUCACUGCCCAACAAUGCCAAUACAUUGCGGAAAGAGAUAUUAUUGAGCAAGUUACCAAAGCGGGUGCGCAGACUGCUUGUGCAGACAUGGGCGGAGUUCUUCUACCUGAUAACAGUGACACUGGUCACAUCGCAAAUUAUAAAGAGUAUUUCGGGAUCGAAGGAGGUGUUGAAAUAUGCGGAGAAAUAUGGACGUCGUUAUCAUAUGAUAAUACAACUGGCAGUGUGAACGCUCCCAACGGCGAUUUUCUGGGAAUCGGCGAUUAUACCUGGGAAAGCGGCGAACCACCCGUUACUUCGGAACCGUGUCUGGCAGCAAAGAGACUAGGAAAUUACAAUUUUUCAUUGUUUCCGAAGAGCUGCACAGAGGAAAUUGGAUACGCGUGUGUCGUCUCAAAAGCCGCAUGUACUUGCAGCACGGAACAAACAUGCGUUCCAGUCUACAAGGCAACUUGUAGUCACACUUGUCUGGACAAAACCACGACAGUUCCCACGACAUCGGCGGUUACAAGUACUUUGACCUCAACUUCGGAUUCUCCUACCACUACCUCUGAGAAUCCGACCACCACGACUGAGACUCCAACUACUGCCUCAACGACAAUCACAUCGCCAACAAUAAACGAAAAACCCGGUACAUCAACUACAGUGGAAUCAACGUCUUCCAAAGACAUAAAAACUUCAGGUUCUCUCUCAACGGGCGCAAUAGUAGGAAUUGUUGGUUCUUUAACUGCUCUGAUUCUCGGAAUAAUCAUCGUUUUGGGGAUUAAAAAAUGUAGAGGACAGCACUCGAGACUCGGCUAAGCCUACCAACUAGCGUGAUGAGUUAUUACAGCCAUUCGGGCCACGGUUUACAAAUGUAAAGAUGAAAAAGUGGUGGACGGAGACAAAAAGAAAAUCGGAUACAAACUUUCGAAUUUUUCAAAAUCCGUAAAGUUAAAGUUGUACUAUUGUACAUAUAUAACUUACGCAUCCUUAUGAGGAAAGGCGUCAAGCCAGGGCCAUUGGACUUUACUGCUACUUCGGAAGGUGCUAUGAUGUUAUACAUUGUAUUAUGUCGACUCACAUUUUAUUGUGACGUAAUUUUUGUGCUAUUGCGUAAGGUUUUUGUGAAACUUUUUUUCGGUAUCCACAUUGGCAUGUCACCAAGGCAUAGAAGAGAUUGGGGUACUCCCGUAGUAUGUGUACUAUGUUAGGGCUAGGCAAUAAUUUUAUUUCGAUUUUUCUUAUUUAGGUUCUAUUACGAGUUCGAUGGCUGUCUGUGGUAGCCAAGUGAAUAUACCCCUGCCCAUAGGUUUCAGUCUUUUUACGCAACUUGAUGUAAAGUAGGCGAACAAAAUUGGUUACCUUCAUAUUGGUACACACACUUCUGGAGCGCCGAGAUUGGAGCCUAAAACCUAACCAUGUUGGAAUGUGAAUAACUCGGGGCAUCGGGGUUUUCCUUUAUCAUUAAUUGUUUAAAAAUCUUUGUGCGAUAUAGCUAUCAUAAACAUUAGAUACAACGAUAUUCAUCCGCUACAAAACUAUUUCCUUUGUUCCGUGUGUAAUGAGAUAUCCCAUUGACGUCAUCAGACUAAUGUAUUAAUUGAGGUCUCAAUUACACGAAACCGUUUGAAUCGGGCAAUUCUUUUUAUUUUUCACUGAUUGCUAUUUGCACUUAGUGACGCCAUUUAACUCAUUUGCACUUAAUAGUUUUUCCUAUUCAUUUCUGAUUGACCCUUCAUUAUUUGCUUUGCACUUCCCAAAUAAGACUCUAAAAAUCAUAGUGAUCUUGCUUGUCAAUGGCCACACUGUGCUAUGGCCACUCACCCUUUUAAACUGACUGCCCUAAAUAUGCCAGCUAACGAAAUAAUUAACGUUACUUUAUAUGCUUUUACAUAAGUCAUUAUAAAACUUAUUUUGAAGAUCUAAAAAAUACCAAAGUGCUCUCCGUCCUGUUACCCUUCGACAUUCUGCCAUUUAAAAGUCUCAUAAACGGCCUUUUGUUAUACUGACUGCCCUAAAUUAAUAACAACGGUUAAUCCGUAUGCUUGCGUGUAAGCUAUUAGAAAACUUGCUAGAAGUACCCCAGAAAAUACCAAAGUGUUUGCUUUUGUUUAUUCUCGAACACGCCAUACUAUGCUAUGAUUGUCGUAAAUGUCCCUUUUCCAUACCGACUGCCUUCAAUAUGUCAGUUCGUGAAAUCAUCGCUCGAUUUUAUAGUAAUCACAAUUAAAAAAAUUUUUACAUUGUUUAUUAAUUAGUUCCAUAUGUCCUUGUAGUUUUCUAUUAUCAUACAAAAUGUUUUAUUUAAACUUACAAUUGUCAUUACUAUAAAAUUGAGCGAAUUGU
Messenger RNA from Styela clava, 2473 nucleotides. RefSeq lists its product as uncharacterized. The record is from RefSeq and is a predicted model, not a curated record. NCBI's taxonomy places the organism in Eukaryota, Metazoa, Chordata, Ascidiacea, Stolidobranchia, Styelidae.